Sardina pilchardus (European sardine) is the source of this 2536-nucleotide messenger RNA. RefSeq names its product cytochrome P450 4F3 (gene cyp4f3). Bases 611 to 2221 code for a protein of 536 amino acids. Gene Ontology annotation, molecular function: monooxygenase activity; oxidoreductase activity, acting on paired donors, with incorporation or reduction of molecular oxygen; heme binding. The record is from RefSeq and is a predicted model, not a curated record. The transcript is spliced from 13 exons. Lineage: Eukaryota; Metazoa; Chordata; Actinopteri; Clupeiformes; Clupeidae.
AAGAAUAACUUUAGACAGGGUCAUUUGGUAGCAGUACUCUACUUGGAAAAUAUGCAAGGAAUAUCCUCCAAUGAUUGACAGGCAGAGGAUUACACAUUAAGGCCAACCUUUGAAAGUUCUGCUUUGCUUGUGAUGCUUGUGGGUUGUUUUUAAAUCAUAUAUUUUUUUUAAAGAAAUGUACUCUUUCCAGACUUUUGCGUGCAUACGAACUCGUUUUCAUAAGAUCACUACCCUACAGUAAUUCAUGAAGCCCGAGUUUAAAACGCCGGCUUUGCAUUGCGAGUAAGAUCUGUCUUGCGAGUAGUGUGCGCUCCUGAAGACCGGACAAGCACUUUAAAUUGUCUAACACAUUCUCUAGUUAGGUGAACUUAAUUGGAAAUGUGUUGGCGAUCUUGUCUGAUUAAUGAGAAAGGUUGGGCAAUCCUCAUUACACAAUUUCCUUUCCCGAUAACCUAUAAAUGUUGUCUGUCUGAGUCUGUUAAGCGGCGUCUCUUUUCUAAGGAGGAAGUAGACUUGUGUUGUUUGUAACCUGUGAACAGUCUGCUGGACUCCGUCGAGAUAGGACUGACAGUGACCUGACAGCGCAUCAUUCACACCAGUUCCUUACAGGAUGGCGGUGGUGACAGGCGGCGUGUUUGUGCACCUGUUCUCCCUCCUUGCUUCAGGCAGCUUCGUGUGGGGUGUGUUACAGCUGAUCGUCCUGGCUUUAGUGCUCUUCGUCUUCGUCAAAAUUGUCCAGGUGUCAAGGAGACGCAGCGGACUGAGCUGUUUUGCUCUGCCUCCAAUGCGCAACUGGCUUCUCGGUCACCUGGGAAUUAUGAAGAGUUCAGAAGAGGGUUUGCGUGAGGUGGAUGAGAUAGUGAAGACCUACCAGCACUCCUGCGUCUGGUUCCUGGGCCCUUUCUACAACCUGGUGCGCGUCUUCCACCCUGACUACGUCAAACCCCUCCUGCUGGCCUCUGCUUCCACAACUAUCAAGGAUGAGUUAUUCUAUGGGCUUAUGAGACCAUGGCUGGGACAAGGCCUACUGCUGAGUAACGGUGAGCGGUGGUCACGCCACAGGCGGCUUCUAACUCCAGCGUUUCACUUUGACAUCCUGAAGAACUAUGUGAUCAUCUUCAACCAGUCUACUAACAUUAUGCAUGCAAAAUGGCGCCGCCUUGUGACUGAAGGAGAGAACUGCCUGGAGAUGUUUGAGCAGAUCAGUCUCAUGACUCUGGACAGCUUGCUGAAAUGUACCUUCAGCUACGACAGUCACUGUCAGGAAGAGCCCAGUGAGUAUAUCUCGGCCAUCUACGAGCUGAGCGAGCUGGUGGUGAAGAGGCAGCGCUACCCUCCGCACCACUGGGACUGGCUGUACGCGCGCUCCCCCGAGGGCAAGCGCUUCAAGAAGGCCUGCGACGUGGUGCAUGGCUACACCGCUGGCGUCGUCCAGCUGCGCCGCGCAGACCUGGAACAGCAGGGGGCGCCAGACCUCCAGGCCGAUGAAAACGCGGGCAGGAAGAAAGUCACUGACUUCAUCGACGUGCUGCUUCUUUCUAGGGAUGAGGAUGGCAAUGGUCUGUCAGAUGAUGAGAUAAAAGCGGAGGCCAACACUUUCAUGUUUGAAGGUCAUGACACUACAGCCAGUGGGAUCUCCUGGGUGCUGUAUAAUCUGGCCUCUCACCCUGAGUACCAGGAACGCUGCCGUGAGGAAAUCAACGCCUUAGUGCAGGGCCGCGAAGAAGACGACAUCCUGUGGGAUGACCUGACCAACAUGCCUUUCACCACCAUGUGCAUCAAGGAGAGCAUGCGGCUGCACCCCCCUGUGGCAGCCCUGUCCCGCCAGUACUCCGUGGACAAGACCGUGCCAGGGGACUGCACCAUCCCCACGGGCAACAUUUGUCUGGUGAGCAUUUAUGGGACCCAUCACAACCCAUUGGUGUGGCCCGAUCCAGAGGUGUACAACCCAAUGCGCUUUGAUCCAGAGAAUUCUAAAGGCCGCUCACCUUAUGCAUUCAUCCCUUUCUCGGCUGGUCCAAGGAACUGCAUAGGGCAGAACUUUGCCAUGGCGGAGAUGCGUGUGGUGGUGGCGUUGACCCUGCGCAGGUUCCGGGUGAGCCUGGGGGGGGCGCCAGUGCGCCGGCUCUACACGCUCAUCAUGAGGGCCGAUGGGGGCAUACACCUGCUGCUGGAGCCACUGGACCCUGAGUGCACCUCACCCCCACCGCCAUCACCCUGACCUCAGUGUGGGCCACAGUAUUGACACUUGUUGUUGAGCCCUGGCAAACACGUUGACUUUCUGCUCUGUUUUUUUUUCUGCUGAAUUUAGUGUCUUCGCUUGAAAUAUUCCAAUGAACUCUGAACAUUUGCUCAGUACUUGCACUCUCUACUUGUACAUGUCUGCACAUUCCUCUUUUCUAUGUCAUUCAUCAGGUCAAUAAUGGCCUUAGACUGUGAACUUUUGCACUUUUUUUGUACUAACUUUUGGGAGUUUAAAAAUGUUUCACCAAUAAAGCAUUGACAUCCUGAAUCUUAUAAAGCAUUUUAGGCAUGU